Carassius carassius (crucian carp) is the source of this 1660-nucleotide messenger RNA. Its product is annotated as SPRY domain-containing SOCS box protein 4-like. Bases 124 to 969 code for a protein of 281 amino acids. The transcript has 2 exons. Gene Ontology annotation, cellular component: SCF ubiquitin ligase complex. NCBI's taxonomy places the organism in Eukaryota, Metazoa, Chordata, Actinopteri, Cypriniformes, Cyprinidae. The record is from RefSeq and is a predicted model, not a curated record. Gene Ontology annotation, molecular function: protein binding. Gene Ontology annotation, biological process: intracellular signal transduction; proteasome-mediated ubiquitin-dependent protein catabolic process.
CUCUCUGGACUACUUCUUGCACAUGGGAUCGUGUCGUCUCUUUUGAUUGGCUGCCGCUCACCGGUCUGUCCUGCUCAUGAGGUAACCCCGGCUGUGGUUGUUGAUGCCCGUGGCUGGGCCGUGAUGGGGCAGAGGGUGUCAGGUGUGGUGAAAUCCACGGAUGAGCCGGAGACGAGCGAGCUGGUGUAUCCGCCGGUGUUCACGUCGCUCCAUAGCCACGGCGUCCCGUUACCCGCCCGUCUGGAGUUGCUGUUGGACAUGCCGCCGGCGGGACCGGAUAUCCAGCUUCAGCACGCCUGGAACCCAGACGACCGCUCGCUCAACCUCUUCAUCAAAGACGACGACCGGCUCACGUUCCACCGUCACCCGGUGGCCCAAAGCACGGACUGCGUGCGGGGAAAAGUCGGAUUUACCCGUGGUUUGCACGCUUGGACUUUGCGCUGGCCCGUACGGCAGCGCGGCACACAUGCUGUAGUCGGGGUCGCGACUUCUUCCGCUCCCUUGCUAGCCGGCGGAUACUCCGCCGUAGUCGGCAGUGAUGCCGAAGCCUGGGGUUGGGACUUGGGACGAGGUCACCUUUACCACGACAGGAAGAGCCGGACCGGCCCUGCGCCGUCGUAUCCGGAGUUUAUCGAGGACAAGGAGGAGGAAGGGACGUUCACGGUGCCUGAAGAGUUUCUGGUGGUUCUGGACAUGGACGAGGGAACGCUGGGAUUCUGUGCCAAUGGGAACUACCUGGGCGUGGCGUUUCGCGGGCUGAAAGGGAAGCAGCUGUACCCGAUCGUCAGCGCCGUGUGGGGUCACUGCGAGGUCACCAUGACCUACGUCAAUGGAUUAGAACCUGAACCCCUGCCUCUGAUGGAGCUGUGCAGGAGGGCAGCACGACAGGCUCUGGGACGCCACCGAAUCCAUCACAUCGAGUCUCUGCCACUGCCUCAGAUGCUCAGGAACUACCUGCAGUACCAAUGAGAGACACAAACACACACAUACAGCCAAAAAAAAUCACCUUCGUUCACUGAAAGCGUGCUCAGAAAUGAUCUGCGGUGCUGUAGAGGCUUUGUGCUGUGCACAGACAUUAAGUGUCGUAGGGACAGACGCCCCAUGACGAGUAUCUGGUUUUAUACAUGAUUAUGAGAUGAUUAAUGAGAAUGAGAUGUCUGUAUUUGUGUGUGAGAACGACUCAAGUUCAUGUCUUCCAUAGAAAUAAUUUUCUUAAGAGCUGAUGAUUUUUGCAUUUAAUUUCACUUUUAUCCAAACACUAUUAAGGACCUAGCUUUCUUGGACAUAAAUCCAACAUAAUCAUAUUAGAGUAAUGCAUUUUAUUCCAGAAAAUGGGUUCUUAUUCUUUUGCAGGUUUUAACUAAUACACAUCCGCAGCGCCUGAGAGCUUUUAAAAUCCUUUUUCCGUUUGUUCAUCAUGAGUUUGUUUUCGUUUGUGUUCAUGACGAAGCUGAUUAAAUCAGUUUUCAGAUGUUUUUAGCGUAUAAACGCAACUUUGAAAUAGUGAAGCAGAUUUUUGCAGAUUUAUUAUUUCAGAUUUUUAUAUGAAAUGGAUGCUUGUCUUUUUCAGGGAUCCAACAGAAACCCGCAAGACGGCAGACACGACUUUGUUCAUUUGUGACCUUUGAAAUGUGAAUAAAAAUAAAACUCCAAAGCCAAA